AAAAUGAUGAAGACGAUUAUGAUAGUAAUAAUAACAAUAUGGAUGAAUUGGAAAGUGAAUAUAAAGAUAACGAUAACACUGCUGCAAGUGGCAGUAGUACUGCUGAAAAUAGUAAAAAAUCUAAAGAAGAUGCUA
Racocetra persica is the source of this 135-nucleotide messenger RNA. Lineage: Eukaryota; Fungi; Glomeromycota; Glomeromycetes; Diversisporales; Gigasporaceae. The record is from the annotation of a GenBank genome assembly.